Cavia porcellus (domestic guinea pig) is the source of this 3517-nucleotide messenger RNA. RefSeq names its product mitotic spindle positioning (gene Misp). NCBI's taxonomy places the organism in Eukaryota, Metazoa, Chordata, Mammalia, Rodentia, Caviidae. The record is from RefSeq and is a predicted model, not a curated record. Bases 135 to 2459 code for a protein of 774 amino acids. The transcript is spliced from 5 exons.
CCACUUUUCCCACUUGUAGCUGAGCCUGUCUCGUGGGCUCAGAGAGGCUGCAAGGCACCAGUGAUUCCUGCCCAGGGAAGUGAAACUGGAGGUCUCCACCCACUGGUGAAAGGUCAGCUGAGGCUCUCCAGGAAAUGGACCGCGUGACCAGAUACCAUGUCUUCAGUCAGCCACACUCAGCUCGAGUGGCUGGGCUGGCCCUGGACGGAGACACCAGUUACAAGAUUGAGCUGGUGGGCGUGGGCCCCAAGGACCACGUCUGGGUUCUGGACGAACCACGCUCUUUAUCCACGGCCUUGGAGGCCCAGGUGGACAGGACAGAGACACAGGUGUCCCGCAGCAAGGCCGCGGUCCUCGGGCACCCAGCAAAGGACAGAGAUGAGGAGAUGGAGGUUUACCUCCUGGAAGCCAGCCAUGGCGCCCCCAAGCGGCCAGAAGACCUGGAGCAUGAGCGCUGGGCCGUCAUCCAGGGCCAGGCGGUCAGGAAGGGCGGCACAGUGGCCACGCUUCGUGGCACCCCUGACCGCCAGGACACUGGGCCACCCAGCCACCUGCCACCCGAUACCCUGGAGAGGAAAGAUCUGGUUGACACGGAUCAGAUCGAUUUCCUGGAGGCACGGCAGCACUUUUUGAACCUGGAACAGGACACCACAAACAGGACCUCUGUCUCCCAGAGUCCCCUGGCCAAAGUGCCCCCUGCUCGUGCCCAGCUGGGGUUCAUCCGGACCCCUAGACCCUCGAAGGAGCCCCAGCUGACCAACGGGCAUGUCGUCCCUGCCACCGACCAGGACAAGGAGGUCCUCCUGGAGGAAAAGAGAGCUCAAGGUGAUUUUACUGGACACACAGCACAAGCGCUGGACAGCUCUGGGCCUUGGUCCCUGGCCACUAACAGCUCCAGCCUCCGUUUCCAAGUGGCUGAUUCCUCUGGCUUCCAGUCCCAAGACACAGCCAACCCCAACUUCCAAUCGCAAACCCCAGAGGUGUCCCAGCUCUGGGCCCAACCCAUGCACGACCCCGGCUCCUGGUCCCCAGAGCUCUCCAAAGAGACCCCCAUCGAGAGGGAGAUCCGCUUGGCCCAGGAGCGUGAGGCGGAUCUGCGGGAGCAGAGGGGCCUCAGGCGGGCAGCUGGCCACCAGGAGCUGGUGGAGAUCCUCACCCGGCCAGUGCUGACCAAAGCCAGCCUGGCCGAGGCACCUCGGAGGGACCGGAGCCGCUCGUUCCUGUACGUGCAGCGUGACAUGGUGCAGGAGACGCAGCGGGAGGAGGCCCACCGGCGGACAGGCCUGCAGGCCAGAGGGGCAUCUACGCCUGACUGGGGCCCCGAGGAGCCCAGGCCCGCACUCCUGAGGACGCUGAGCUCUGACUCCAUCCUCGACCCUGUGCCUGAUGCCCGUGCGGCUGACCCGGCCCCAGAGACCAGGAAGGUGAACCGCAUCCCGUUGGAUGCCUACCAGCCAUACUUGGGCGGGGGGACUCCCCAGCCGGACUUUUCCCCGUUCUGGGGAUACCGAGGUCCACCCACCACUGCCACUGCAGAGGCCAAAGCUCUCGGCUCCCCAAAGGCCUCGAGCUCUCAGGGGCCUUUCUCGGAAGCCUCUGGAAAGGCCGUGAGCCUGAAGUCCCCUCAGGGUCACCCACAAGCUAGCGGGGCCACAAUACCCCAGGAGUACUUUUGCCUGCAGCCCCUGAAGUUCAGGGGCCCCGACCCGCAGCAUCCGGCUGAGGCCACCCGGGCCUGGGGCUGGGAGGCCACUUCAGAGGCCAAAGCUCUCGGCUCCCCAAAGCCCUCAGGCUCUCAGAGGCCUUUCUCGGAAGCCUCUGGAAAGGCCGUGAGCCUGAAGUCCCCUCAGGGUCACCCACAAGCUAGCAGGGCCACAAUACCCCGGGAGUACUUCUGCCUGCAGCCCCUGAAGUUCAGGGGCCCCGACCCGCAGCAUCCGGCUGAGGCCUCCCGGGCCUGGGGCUGGGAGGUGACUGGGGCCCCAGUGGUGAGGCUGAAGAGGUCACAGUCAUCCGAGCUGCUGGACCGGGAGGUGGAGGACGUGCUCCGCCGGGAGCGGGAGGUGGAGGAGCAGCGGAGGAGGAGCACCUUCCUCCCCAAAUCCAGGUCCCUCUCCCCGUCACCAUCACCAUCACCAUCACCAUCACCACCGUGGGACGAGGGCUGCAAGCAGGACUCUAGGCGCUCCUCCAGGGAGUCUGGCAUCACGGGCAGUUACUCUGUGUCCCAGUCGCCCUUGUUCACCCCCGUCAGCCUGCACUCAGACCUGGUGUGGACAGCGGAGCCCCCGAUGGACAGUGUUUCCAGGCCCAGGAGCAAGGGCCAGUCGUAUGCAGGCAUCAACCCUUCGGAUAGCAUCAACUCAGAGAUCCUGGGAGCCACGCGUGUGACCCGCCACAAAAAUGCCAUGGCCAAGCGCUGGGAGGCUGGCAUCUACACCAGCGAGGAUGAGGACUGAGCCUGGCCCAGGACUUCGGCCAGCCCUGCCCACUGCGGACUUGGUCCCCGUGCGGAGUCCCAGUGCGAGGAGCUGAGUCAGCGCCCACAGGUGUGGGAACCUCAUGUUCCACUCCAGGGUUCUCCUCGCCACACUGUCCCCCUGGGGGAAGCUUUCCUGUUUUGAGGGUCUUCGGCUGGGCCUGAAGAGAGAGCCCUGCUGAGCUGUGUCCCGCCCUUAGUGGGCUUUUUGAGACAGAGCCCAGUCGGGCCUCCAGCUGCCAGCAAUGACCCUCCCUGGGCCUCCGGGGCCACCAUGCAGGUUGCUUGGGCCUCUGAGACUUUGCCUGGUGCUCCGGGUCUGCAGAUGGAGAUGGGGACUGUGGUGUGCCCUGCAGCCUGGGUGUGAAGCUCCGGGCCCUCAGCUGCUGGGGAAAAGCGGGAGGGCUGAGGCAUCAAGGCCUGUGCCUCCCACAAACCUUGUACCUGUCCUUGUUCACCUGGAAUAAACCCGAGAGUCCCCAGCCUGCCCCAGCCCAGCCAUCGGCGGAGAGCACUGGGUCACCUUGGUCUCAGUUCUCUGGAAAACAUCAGGUCCUGCCCCGCUGGACCACGAUCCCUGUGAUGUGGACUACGGGCUCCCGCGUGCUGCAUACAGCAGGUGCCUCAUUAGUGCUCAUGCAGAGGCUGUGGAGUGUACAAGGGUUGGCUUUGGGCCCGUGGGGUCUCAUGAACCGUCCCCUGCAGUCCCAAGGUUCCUCCCAAGCCUCAGGGGAGAACCCGGAUCCCCGUCCCAACUCCUGGUGACGCCUGCAGCCCUUGGCUUGCGGCCCCUUCCUCCAUCUGCAGAAUCGGCAGCAGCUGCAUCUCCAGCCUCUCUCCCUCCUGUGCCCGCUAGGCUGCCCCAGAAUGAGCCAAGCAAGGGACAGGACGGGGUGGGCUGGUUUGGCUCGGAUGCCCACACAGUGUCCCUGCCGCCUCAAACUCUCUUACUCUUUUUUUUUUUUAAUUAAAAACAAAUUUGAAUUUCUGUAUGUUUGCAAUGCAUAAUAAACACACACACUGCGGGGAGCUGGUGAA